AUGGAGUAUGGACAUCACGCUAGACCAGAUUCAAAACGACCAUUGGAUGAAGGAUCACCAGCAGCCGCAGGAUUAACUUCUAAGAAGGCGAACGAAGCUUUAACAAGAAAUAGAGAAUUAACAACUGUAUUAGUCAAAAAUUUGCCUAAGAGCUAUAAUCAAAACAAAGUCUAUAAGUACUUCAAACAUUGUGGGCCCAUUAUACACGUUGAUGUUGCGGAUUCGCUGAAGAAGAACUUUCGUUUUGCACGUAUUGAAUUUGCCAGGUAUGAUGGAGCCCUCGCUGCAAUAACCAAAACACACAAAGUUGUAGGUCAGAAUGAAAUUAUAGUAUCUCAUUUAACAGAAUGCACAUUAUGGAUGACGAAUUUCCCCCCAAGUUAUACUCAAAGAAAUAUUAGAGAUCUAUUGCAAGAUAUUAACGUUGUUGCACUCAGUAUACGGCUUCCCAGUUUACGAUUCAAUACAAGCAGAAGGUUCGCUUACAUCGAUGUUACUUCUAAAGAGGAUGCAAGAUAUUGUGUAGAAAAAUUGAAUGGACUCAAAAUAGAAGGUUAUACUUUAGUUACUAAAGUUUCCAAUCCGCUGGAAAAGUCGAAACGGACCGAUUCUGCCACACUAGAGGGGCGAGAGAUUAUGAUACGAAACCUAAGUACAGAAUUGCUCGACGAAAACCUUCUGAGGGAAUCUUUUGAGGGAUUUGGUUCCAUUGAAAAAAUCAACAUACCUGCUGGACAGAAAGAGCACAGUUUCAAUAACUGUUGUGCAUUUAUGGUUUUUGAAAAUAAAGAUUCUGCUGAAAGGGCACUUCAAAUGAAUAGAAGUUUGUUAGGUAAUAGGGAAAUUUCCGUUUCCUUGGCUGAUAAAAAACCAUUCUUAGAAAGAAACGAAGUCAAAAGACUUCUCGCAUCGCGUAACAGCAAAGAACUAGAAACACUAAUAUGCUUAUUUCCACUUUCAGAUAAGGUGUCACCAAGCUUAAUCUGCCAAUUUCUUCAGGAAGAAAUACACAUCAAUGAAAAAGAUAUUAGGAAAAUACUUCUCGUUAGCGACUUCAAUGGCGCCAUUAUUAUAUUUAGAGAUAGUAAGUUUGCAGCAAAAAUGCUAAUGAUACUAAAUGGAUCUCAAUUUCAGGGAAAGGUGAUACGUUCAGGUACUAUUAAUGACAUGAAAAGAUAUUAUAACAAUCAACAGAAUCACAGCAUGAAACACGUCAAACCUAGUUGUAUAAACAUGAUGGAAAAAGGACCAAAUCUUCAAGUAAAGAAAAAAAUUCCUGACAAACAAGAGCAGAUGUCCAACGACGAUUUUCGCAAGAUGUUUCUAGGUGAGUAG
Messenger RNA from Saccharomyces cerevisiae S288C, 1335 nucleotides. RefSeq names its product U6 snRNP complex subunit PRP24 (gene PRP24). Bases 1 to 1335 code for a protein of 444 amino acids. The transcript has a single exon. Gene Ontology annotation, molecular function: RNA binding; nucleic acid binding. Gene Ontology annotation, cellular component: nucleus; U6 snRNP. The record is from RefSeq and is marked reviewed. NCBI's taxonomy places the organism in Eukaryota, Fungi, Ascomycota, Saccharomycetes, Saccharomycetales, Saccharomycetaceae.